Molecule: messenger RNA, 648 nt
Organism: Iphiclides podalirius (scarce swallowtail)
Lineage: Eukaryota; Metazoa; Arthropoda; Insecta; Lepidoptera; Papilionidae
Source: the annotation of a GenBank genome assembly
AUGUCUCAACCGUCUAGAGCUUUAUACAUAUUAUUAAAGACGGUAAAAUGUAACUUUGAAUCAAAAUAUGUGGAUUUACGAAAAGGUGAACAUUACUCGGAGGAGUAUUCAAAAGUCAACAGACUACAAAAGGUACCUGUAAUUGAACACAAUGGAUUCAUUCUGUCGGAGAGCAUUGCUAUUAUCAACUACUUAUCCAGAGAAGCUAUAAUCCCUGAGACCUUGUAUCCAAAAGAAAGCAAAGCUCGGGCAUUAGUUCAAGAGUACCUGGAAUGGCAACAUAUCGGCCUUAGACUUCAUUGUGCUAUGUUUUUUAGAGUUAAGUACAUGGACCCAAUUCUAUUUGGUCGAUCACCGAGCGAUGAACAAAUACGUGGCUAUGAGCAACGCAUGGCUGCUGCAAUUGAGCUGCUUGACACCAAGUGGUUAGGCAGGGGUACAGAGUUCAUUGCUGGGAACACAAUAACUGUUGCUGAUUUAAUGGCAUCAUGUGAAUUAGAGCAACCAAGAAUGGCGGGCUUUGAUCCCCAAGAUAAAUUCCCCAACAUAGCUAUCUGGUGGCCAAAAGUAAGACAGUACUUCAAUCCCCACUAUGAUGAAGCUCAUGUUAUAUUAAACAAAAUUAUUAAGAAGAGAAGUUCGAAAUUA